AGAGGAGGUAAGGCAGUCAGGUAAGAAAGCGGGCGAGCGAGUCCUCGGCUUCUCGGCGGAGGUGGGAGGCAAAAGUGGUAGUGGAGGAGAGCGUGAAGUGAGUUUUCGCUCGCGGCGUUCGCUCGCCCGCUCGCUCGCUCGCUCGCUCGCUCGCGUAGCAGAAGCGAGUCCCCCGUCAGUCGUCUACGCGGUUCCGCGGUGUCGCGGUACCCGAUGAUACCGUCAUACCGCGAGUAAUAAAGUGCUGCCUUCCCCUGUCUCUGCCUAUACCCGUCCGCUCGAUCUCUCGCGAUUUCUCGCCUCCCGCGCGCGGACGUGCGACGCGAGCAUCCGGUCGACCGCUGCUAAAAUGGCCGCGCGCUGAGAGAGCUCCUCCGGGUACCUGGUGCCGCCGGCUCUCUCUCUCUCUCUCUCUGUCUUUCUGUCUCUCUAUCUCUCCGCGGACUCGUCUCUUCGACCAUACAGUGCUCGUCCUCGCGCGAGGGCUCGUUCCUUCUUGACGAUGAUGUCAGCGCGGAAACGCCUCGGAUAGGAUCCUCCGCGCGCUAAGGAAGGCAGGAAGGAAAAAGGAAGCCGGAGGAACCGAAGAGCGGACCGAAGCCAGAUCGGCCUCGCCGAAGCGAGCAGCGGCGGCUGGACUUCGCCCAUGGGCAGGGCGGUAGAGAUCAAAAGCAGCAGCAGCAGCAACAGCAGGUGGAUCUAGCAGGGAGUGUAAGGAGGAAAAUUCCACCGGCGGAGGCGUGUUACUUUUUGCCGGAGAUCGUUUCCUCCCCUUCCUCCGCGCGAAAGAGGAUGUCGCGGAGAACGGGACGCCCGACGCUCCUCGCGUCGCUUCUGACGACGCUGCUGCUGGUGGCGGUGACGUCCUGGCGGCUCGCCCACGCUCACGUGGCUCUGACGUUCCCGCGAGCCAGGCACUACGAUCUCGACUUCCUGGAUAACGCCAGGACGCCGGCGCCGUGCGGCAUGCCGCGUGGCCACGUCAAGACGUCGUUACUGGCAGGAAGCAAUUUCAACGUCACGUGGCACCUCGCCUAUCCCCACAGGGGAGGAUUUCGUCUUCAGAUCUUAGAUUUUUACGACAGACCUCUGCUCGACUUGACGCCCAUCACGCAAAACAGCGAGUUUGUCGAGAACGAUGCUACGGCGCAGAGCUACGCCGUGCAGCUGCCGCAAGAUUUCACCUGCACGGACUGCACCAUCAGGCUGCUGCGAGAAGCCGAGGAAUGGGGCUCCAGUUACAGAUUUUGGUCGUGCGCUGACAUCGACAUUCACAGUAGGAAGGAUUAUCGGGAGGACUGUAGCGGUCACGGACGUUACCUGCUAGGCAGGUGCAGGUGCGACCGUCUCUAUCACGGCACGAGGUGCGAAUUUAAGGAGGAGUGCCUGGACGACUCGGAUUGCGGUAUUCAGGGCACGUGCAUCGACAAUGGCGGCACGACCGCGCCUACCAAGCAUUGCUACUGCAACGCCGGCUGGUUCGGUCCGGGUUGCGCGAAGAGAUCACCGGUGAAGAGCAUCGAUGUAAAUUUGGACGAAUACACGAUGAAGCGAUUCUCCGACGAUGUCAUAUUUUACUGGCGGAUCCUAAAGGAGAGCAAGGAGCUGGAGGGCAUUCUCAUGGCCAACUCCACGACGUGGAUCGGUAUCGGGUGGAGGCCCAGCGAUCUCGGUCCGUCUUGCCGAUCGUUCCCCAUAAUCAAGGAUAUACCCGAGCCACUUCCGCGGCCGGAGCCAAAAUCGGAACCGGUCGGCAAAUCGAAGGAUCCCAAACCGGAACCGGAGCCAGAACCAGAGCCGGAGCCGGAGCCCGGCUUGGAGGGUGAGAAGUCGAUAGCGAAGAGACGAUCGGCAAAGGCGGACGCCGCGACUUUCGAUGUAACAUCGCGACCGGAUGCUGAUGUCACUGUGCAGACCAGCGUGACCUAUCAAGUCAGCACGAAGCAAGGUCGCAAGAGGAGAUCUCCAAAAUCAGCCGCAGUCCCUGCGCUCGGGAAACAGGUCGGCGAGUCCAGCGGUGUCACCGAGCCAGAAACCACUUCUGAACCGGAACCCACCUCUGAGCCAGAACCAAAAUCCGAACCUGAACCCAGCUCCGAGCCAGAACCGAAAUCCGAGCCUGAACCCAGCUCCGAGCCAGAGCCGAAAUCCGAGCCUGAACCUAGCUCUGAGCCGGAGCCGAAAUCCGAACCUGAACCUAGCUCUGAGCCAGAACCGAAAUCCGAGCCUGAACCCAGCUCCGAACCAGAGCCGAAAUCCGAGCCUGAACCUAGCUCUGAACCGGAACCAAAAUCUGAGCCUGAACCUAGCUCUGAGCCGGAACCAAAAUCCGAGCCCGAACCAAAAUCUAAGCCUGAACCUAUCUCCGAGCCAGAGCUGAAAUCCGAACCGGAGCCAAAGUCCGAGCCAGAACCCAAUUCUGAGCCGGAGCCGAAGUCCGAGCCGGAGCCAAAAUCCGAGCCUGAACCUAGUUCUGAACCAGAACCAAAAUCCGAGCCGGAACCUAGUCCCGAGUUGGAACCAAAAUCUGAACCGGAACCGAAAUCUGAGCCAGAGCCGAGCUCGGAACCGGAGCCAAGUGUGGGUCCGAAGUCGGGAGCGACGAAAGCAUCGUUGCCGGCGCCGGGGCAUAAGUACACGCCCAAGCACGACUUCAACCCCAUGGACUGCACGGACAUCAUAAUUGGGACGGCGCGCGGGACGAGCUACAGGAUCGGCGAUUAUUACACGAGGGACAGGUCGACGCCGCGCAAGGACGCGUACUGGGACGGGAGGGACAGCCUGACGGCCGCGUUCGGCUACGAGCGCGACGGCGUCACAACGAUGCUCUUCCGCAGGAAAUUGGCCGCGAACGAGCCGACCGAUCACGAGAUCCGCGACGGCAAUAUGCAAGUGAUUUGGGCGAAAGGUCAAGAGCCGGGCAGGUACAUACACCAGCCGGCUAGCGGGAUCGAAAAGGCCAAGGUCGGCGUCAAAGACUUCUACAAGGUCGACGAGCUCAAAUAUCACGGCCAUGGAAUGCAGAGAGGCGCGGUCACCAUGAAUUUCUUCGAUGAAGCUAAAAACCCGGAAUUCGCCGGCGGUGUGGCGUCGCAAGAUGGUACCUGCGGUGGCCAGUGGCGUUAUCCGAGAAAUUGCUCACCGGAAAAUGGCACUUGCGAAUACGCCAUACAAUGGACGUAUAAGGGUAAAAAGGAUCUGAUAACGUUCGUAAUCUCCACGACGAAUACCAAUAUGUGGACCGGAGUUGGAUUUUCCGACGACAGUAACAUGUCGCAAACCGAUGCCAUUCUCGGCUGGGUCGAUAAAACGAAUGGUCGGGCAUUCGUGAUGGACACCUGGAUUAGCGGCUACAACGCGCCGUUGCUGGACCCGUCGCAGGACAUCUACAACAUCAGCGGCCGCAUCGAGAAUGGCGUAACUACCCUCCGGUUCUCGAGAAAACGCGCAACGAAGGACAACAGGGAUCUCUCGUUUACGGACGAGCACUGCCUGUAUAUGAUGUUUCCGGUGAAGGGGGGCGUAUUCAAUCCGAUCAAUAAGAAGAUUCGAAAACACGACGCGAAACCGGUCGUUUCGUCAGACAGAAUAUGCAUUAAGUCUUGCGGACUGGAAGGAAUUGAAGACCAAACCACGCCCGCGCCACCAAGAUUGCAUUACGAUAUUGAAGUCAAGCUCGUUAACUUGGGUGACGGAUUUAUAGCCCCCACACCCGACAGUCCCGACUUCGAAGUGAUCUCGAACCGGAUAUCGGAGAGCUUCGGACCGGUCUUCGAGAAGCUCCCGGGCUACUAUCAAGUCCGACUCGACGAGUUGCGCAAAGAUAACGAACAGGGAGUGAUCGCGCGUAUGAACCUGAUCGUCGACAAGAACGAGGUCAAGGGGAGAUCGUUGAAACCCGCGGACACCGGCUUAGAAGCGGAAAAAGCGUUGCGCGAGGCCCUCGUGACCGGUAAGGUCGGGGCACUCAGUGUCGAUCCGCAGUACUUAAUAGUCAGAGCACCCCGAGUGAACGAUAUAGAGACGGAAGACGAGAACGAUCGACCAUCUUCCGCGACGGUCUUGUUCCUGAGCGCGACAAAGCUUUACAUCGUCGUCGGUUGUGUAGCAGCGUUACUGGCCCUCGCUCUGCUCCAAGCCAGUUGUACGCUCUACAGGAGCUCGAAGAGACGAGCGACCAAGAGGGUGUACUCGCUGCCUCUGGCUUCCUCCGACGCGCCCAACCCGAUUCAUCGCACGAACGCGACGCGGUAUCAUCGUCAACAAAACGGCGAUCAUCAUCACCACCAUCACAACAACAACAACACCAACAACCACCACCACCAUCAUCAUCACCAUCAUCAGCCUCGACAUCACUACGCCCCGUCUGAAAUGCAUCGGCCUAAUCCCAGCUGGUAGAGCUUCUCGUCGAGCAUAAUCGGUGCGCAAUGUCACACACUCGUCCCCACGUUCUUUCGCUCUAAUUCAGAUAUCUUACUAACUCGCUCUCUUAUCCGACUGUCUCUCACUCUCUGCAUGUGUUCUGCGCCUUUACCUCGCUACCAAGCUUUUCCCGUUCGACUUUUUAUACUAAUAUGGGAUUGUUAAGUUAAUAAUUAACUGUGUUUUUAUCUACUCUUUAAAUGUAUGCAUCGAUAGAUCUAUCGUAGACAAAUCUUUUUUCUUACGUGUUAUAAAACAAACACAUUUGAAAUACAUAAAGCAUCAUAAUUUCUACUUAAAAAAUAAAAGCAUAAUUUUGAAAAAAUAAAAAAUAAAAUUUUGGAAAAUUUCUACAUAUCUACAUUCUUCGCAUAUUCUAAACACGUUGGUUUUUUUUGCGUAGGAACGUUUGAUCGCCAGUAAUGCUUGGAAGGACUAUGCUUCCGGCGCGAACACGAACUUUGCGUUUGAGGCGUUCGAGACGGAGGAGAAAGCGCCACCGCCACCGAUUUCCAGCCUGCCGAGAGCC
Messenger RNA from Monomorium pharaonis (pharaoh ant), 4951 nucleotides. RefSeq lists its product as uncharacterized. The transcript is spliced from 17 exons. The coding region runs from base 793 to 4398 and encodes 1201 amino acids. The record is from RefSeq and is a predicted model, not a curated record. Lineage: Eukaryota; Metazoa; Arthropoda; Insecta; Hymenoptera; Formicidae.